AUGGCCAGCUACAGAGAGUACCAGAAGGUGCUGAAGCUCACGACGCGCGAGCCCCAGGCCACCGUGACGCCGCCCGCCUCGAGUCCCGAGGCCUCGCCCACGCUCGCCCCCCAAAACUGUGGCCCAGAGCGCAGAAAGAAAAUCACGCGAACAAAGACGGGCUGUUUCUGCUGUCGCAGAAGAAAGAAGAAGUGCGACGAGAAGAAGCCGGCCUGCUCGGGCUGUGUGCGCAACAUGCUCACGUGCGUGUAUCCCGACAAGGACGAGCUCGCCAAGGGCAAGCGCAGACGAAAGCCACAGACCCAGGAACGCAUCCCUUUCCUGCCGCUCUCGCCACUCGGCUCGCCCACCAUCAGGGAGCGAGAAUAUACCAUGGAACGCUCCAGACCGACUCCCACGAACGAGAUCCCCGAGGUGGCGCUCACGCCAAAAUGGCGCCCGUCCGCGGGGAUCAGCAUCAAAAGUUUACUGAAUUAG
Molecule: messenger RNA, 477 nt
Organism: Ogataea haglerorum
Lineage: Eukaryota; Fungi; Ascomycota; Pichiomycetes; Pichiales; Pichiaceae
Exons: 1
Coding region: 1-477 (158 amino acids)
Biological process (GO): positive regulation of transcription by RNA polymerase II
Cellular component (GO): nucleus
Molecular function (GO): zinc ion binding; DNA-binding transcription factor activity, RNA polymerase II-specific; transcription cis-regulatory region binding
Source: RefSeq, a predicted model, not a curated record